Durusdinium trenchii is the source of this 945-nucleotide messenger RNA. The record is from the annotation of a GenBank genome assembly. NCBI's taxonomy places the organism in Eukaryota, Dinophyceae, Suessiales, Symbiodiniaceae.
AUGUCGCAGAUCGUGGUGGAUGCUUCGGUCGAACAGCCAGGGCGGAACAUCCACUUUGGGGAUCCGAGCUUCGAGGAUGUGGACGAUACCAUGCUCCUGGAUCCGCCUGAUCCAGUGGACCUGCUGAUCGCUCACACCCACGCGGAUCAAGCCGUGAACCUGGGCGCCAGGCCCUUGGACUUUGUCCGCGCCAAGAUGAGCGAGCUGAAGAAAGAGAACAGCAAGUUGAAAAGCAGGGUGGCGGAUUUGGAGCAGACGCUCUCCAUCGUGCAGACCGCCCAAGAGUGGACCAUGGGCAAAGGAAUGACGCAGGAGCAAGCUGCGCGGAUGCAGGAGAUCAAAGCACUCCUGGAGCAGGCCAAAAAGGCCCGAGAAGAAAUGCAGAACUUUUCGAGCGCCUCACGCGCGGCGCUGUACGAAAAGCUACGGACCUGCAAAGCGAUGCUUCGGAGAGAAAGACAAGAGAAGCUGGAGAUGAAGGACCGCUUGUCGCACGCCUUCGACCACGCGCGGGCACAUCGCGACGCCUUCCGACGGCUGAAGCAACAGCGAGAUGAGGAACAGGAACGAUGGCAACAGGCCUGGAAGGAGGCCAAGGACCGGCACCGCUUGGAGCUCCGGCGCCUGGGCGGCGACGCCGCCGCGCUGCAGUCCGACCGGCAGGACCAAUUCGGCUACUACGGUGAGCGUGUGCUAGAUGACCUGCUGGCAUUACAGCAGCACCUCAAGAGUGUGAAGGAGCGGACGGUGGACAUGGUGCUGGACGACGAGUUCCCUGGGGAACUCCCAGAGCUCGGAGAUCCCACCGAGGGCGCUCAGGAGCGGACGGUGGAUAUGGUGCUGGACGACGAGUUCCCUGGGGAACUCCCAGAGCUCGGAGAUCCCACCGAGGGCGCUCAGGGCCCGCUGUCUGGCAGUGACCCACUCUUGGUCAAAGAGGAGUGA